UGCGCCGGCGCCGCCAGAGAGGCGUGCGCAUGCGCGGGGCGGGGCGGGGCGGCGGGAGCGCGCCUCGCGCGUGCGCUUGCCGCCGAGUAACGGUCGUGGCUGAGCGCGGUUGGAUGUUUAGUGUUAGGGAGACCGUAUGGAAAUAAGACCCUGCCCCGUGAUACAAACAGCUUCAAUCUUCUGCAUUGAGCAGCUAAAAACCCCACCAAAUGUGUAGUGUUUUCAGUGUCCAGUAUGACAUAAAUGCUUUAAAAAAAUUGAACUAAAAUCCUUGAUCCGGUGAUGGGAGACAUCUUAGAAGUUCAACAGAGACUAAAGGUCAAAUUCACAACUGUCCCCCAUGUCUUCUCCUUCAUAAAAACUUGUUAAAUGCAUAGAGGAUAUUGCUACUAAUAGGAUUGCUUCUAUGAUUGGAGUAACAAGUUUCACUGUUUGAGGUCAUCUUCUCUGGCAGUGUGUAGGAGAGACCUGAAGAUCAUCUUCCGCCUCAGCUUGCCACAAACUGCAAACAGCAAAAUGACAGUCAGCCCCCCGGCACCACCCUCCGCCGCCGCCAUCGGCUUUAUGUUACACGGAGGCCCCCUUCACCGCCGGUCCAGCGGGAGGAGCCGCGUUUUCAGCGCUGCCGCUGCCGAGAGGUGAUUCAUGGCAGGGGACGUGGAAGGGUUUAGCUCCUCCAUCCAUGACACCAGUGUCUCUGCUGGAUUCAGAGCACUGUAUGAGGAGGGAUUGCUUCUUGAUGUCACACUUGUCAUUGAAGACCACCAAUUUCAGGCCCAUAAAGCACUGCUUGCCACCCAGAGUGAUUACUUCAGGAUUAUGUUCACAGCUGAUAUGCGAGAACGAGAUCAGGACAAAAUCCAUUUGAAAGGUCUGACAGCUACAGGCUUCAGUCAUGUCCUCCAGUUCAUGUACUAUGGAACUAUUGAACUGAGUAUGAACACUGUUCAUGAAAUCCUUCAGGCUGCAAUGUAUGUCCAGCUUAUAGAGGUGGUGAAAUUUUGCUGCUCUUUUCUCUUAGCUAAAAUCUGCUUAGAAAACUGUGCAGAAAUUAUGAGACUUCUGGAUGAUUUUGGUGUAAACAUCGAAGGAGUCAGGGAAAAAUUGGACUCCUUUCUGCUAGAGAAUUUUGUGCCACUCAUGUCCAGACCUGACUUCCUUUCAUAUCUGAGCUUUGAGAAGCUCAUGUCUUACUUGGAUAAUGAUCAUCUGAGCAGGUUUCCAGAGAUAGAGCUGUAUGAAGCUGUUCAGGCCUGGCUGCGCCAUGAUAGAAGACGCUGGAGGCAUACGGACACCAUCAUUCAGAACAUCAGGUUUUGCUUGAUGACACCAUCCAAUGUUUUUGAGAAGGUAAAAACAUCAGAGUUUUAUCGAUACUCCCGGCAGCUGCGACAUGAGGUUGACCAAGCCAUGAAUUACUUUCAUAGCGUUCACCAACAGCCUUUGAUGGAAAUGAAAUCGAACAAAAUUCGUUCUGCCAAACCCCAGACUGCAGUGUUUAGAGGAAUGAUAGGACACAGUAUGGUAAACAGUAAAAUUCUUCUCUUGCACAAACCAAGGAUCUGGUGGGAACUAGAGGGUCCUCAAGUACCCUUACGACCAGACUGCCUUGCCAUUGUGAAUAACUUUGUGUUCCUAUUAGGUGGGGAAGAACUGGGGCCAGAUGGUGAGUUUCAUGCUUCGUCCAAAGUGUUUAGAUAUGACCCAAGACAGAACACUUGGUUACGAAUGGCAGACAUGUCUGUUCCACGUUCUGAGUUUGCCGUUGGAGUUAUUGGGAGGUAUGUUUAUGCAGUGGCUGGGAGAACCAGGGAUGAAACAUUUUACUCAACUGAACGGUAUGAUAUUACUGAAGAUAAAUGGGAAUUUGUGGAUCCCUAUCCAGUCAAUAAAUACGGACAUGAAGGGACUGUGCUUGGUAACAAGUUGUAUAUCACUGGUGGAAUUACGUCUUCUUCAACUUCUAAGCAAGUGUGUGUGUUUGAUCCCAGUAAAGAAGGGGCAGUAGAGCAGCGCACAAGGAGAACUCAAGUGGUCACUAACUGUUGGGAGAACAAAUGCAAAAUGAAUUAUGCAAGAUGUUUUCACAAAAUGAUUUCUUAUAAUGGUAAGCUUUAUGUCUUUGGUGGUGUCUGUGUGAUCCUGCGGGCCUCCUUUGAAUCUCAAGGAUGUCCUUCUACAGAGGUUUAUGAUCCAGAUACAGAUCAGUGGACUAUAUUGGCUUCUAUGCCAAUUGGUAGGAGUGGUCAUGGUGUAGCUGUUUUGGACAAACAGAUAAUGGUUCUUGGAGGCCUUUGUUACAAUGGUCAUUACAGUGAUUCAAUUCUCACCUUUGAUCCAGAGGAAAACAAAUGGAAAGAAGAUGAAUAUCCAAGAAUGCCAUGCAAGCUGGAUGGCUUACAAGUCUGCAGCUUGCACUUCCCUGAGUAUGUUUUGGAGCACGUUAGACGUUGCAGCUAAACCAGAAUGAACAACUUAAUAAAGUACAAAAGCUAUACAUAAUUUGUCAAAAAUACAAACCACCUGGAUUCCUUCAGAGGCAUUACCUUGUGUUGUAAGAACAACUGCUAAAUGCUUAAGAGAAACAGGAUAUACAGAGAGAGUACUUACCAAGUUCAUUAGAAAAGCUGAUAGUUGGUCUGAUAUUGUAAAAGCUUUGUGUUUGUUUUUCUUUUUUAACAAACAUGAUUGUCAGUAGGGGAAAGAAAAAUAUAUUUUUGAGUGUUGUUACUUUUUUUUUUUUAAUGGCCAUUAUACCACUAUGCUUCUGAAGUCAGUGGAGUUUAACAAAAUAUUUGUGUAAGGAAGGCUUUCUUUUCAUUUUUCUUAUUGAGGAUCAAAAUAAAGCUCAUCAUCUGUACUAGGUUACAAGGAGGUUUAGAAGAACAAAACAAAACCAUUUCUGUAUUUUAUGUUGUCUUUUUGAUACUUCUCCCAUUAAUUGCAAGGUAUUAUCAAAUCUUCUAGGUGUUUUUGUUUUCCCUUAUAUAUGUUAAAGAAUAAUCUUAACCCCUUUGCAUGACCUUUUUCCUGGUUUUGUACAGUAGUACUGGUAAGUCUGCCAAAAUUCAAAUCACACAUUUGCUACUACAUUGAAAAUGAAACAUUUUUCCAUUCAAAACACUAUUUCUAUGCUGCCUUCUAUUGACUGCAUUGCGUUUGCUGGUGAGUAAAGAAUGUAUACACACAUGCGUACACUAUGGAAACCAUCUAUAAAUACAUCUUUUUAUGUGCAGUUACAAUAUUAUAUUUUAACUAGUGCACAGGUUCAGCUAUAUCUGUUGAAUUUAAGGUAUAGUACUGUCCUUUAAUGAGCUAAAUAAUUUGAAGUUAUUAAGUAACUGGAGGCCUCAUUUGGUAUUGAAGUAUCUUUAGUAUAUACUGAUUGAUUCAGUAACUUUUUUAUAUCAAUGCUACAAAAUCAACUGUUGAUAAUUUGUUAUUUUAUAAAUUAUUUUUAAAAAGUAAACACAUCUGAGUUUCCUUUA
Molecule: messenger RNA, 3488 nt
Organism: Columba livia (rock pigeon)
Lineage: Eukaryota; Metazoa; Chordata; Aves; Columbiformes; Columbidae
Gene: KLHL15
Product: kelch like family member 15
Exons: 6
Coding region: 646-2460 (604 amino acids)
Biological process (GO): protein ubiquitination; nuclear protein quality control by the ubiquitin-proteasome system
Cellular component (GO): nucleus; Cul3-RING ubiquitin ligase complex
Molecular function (GO): protein binding
Source: RefSeq, a predicted model, not a curated record